This is a messenger RNA of Penaeus indicus, 3145 nucleotides long. It is a transcript of the gene GCS1, whose product is annotated as mannosyl-oligosaccharide glucosidase-like. The record is from RefSeq and is a predicted model, not a curated record. Gene Ontology annotation, cellular component: endoplasmic reticulum membrane. The transcript has 5 exons. Bases 179 to 2659 code for a protein of 826 amino acids. Lineage: Eukaryota; Metazoa; Arthropoda; Malacostraca; Decapoda; Penaeidae. Gene Ontology annotation, biological process: protein N-linked glycosylation; oligosaccharide metabolic process. Gene Ontology annotation, molecular function: Glc3Man9GlcNAc2 oligosaccharide glucosidase activity.
CAGGCUGCCAUCCCGGCAACGUCAUGGCGAGGCUCGGCGGCCGCUCCAGCUGAUCCGGCGGGAGGAGGACAGCACGUGGCGCCCGCAGGAAACGUAAACAAGAGCGUAAACAAAGACGUAAACAAAAACAGAGAGGAAGGAGAGGAGGGAGAGAGAGAGGAAAAGAAAGGAAGAGAGAAUGGCGCGGCAACGCAGAGCGAGGGGCCACAUGCCGGCCAGUGACAGUCUACAGCAGGAUCUUACCAUGCUGGAUGAUGCCAGAGGGCUUUGUAACUCGGAGCGCUCGUCGAGGAGGGAGGGCAAGCGCCGCCACAGGUCUGGGGGCCAUGGCUGGUGCCCCACGCUGCUCUACAUGAGUUUCGCGGGCAUUGUGAUCCUGGCCGUGGCGUAUUUCCUCUACAUAGGCUACAUGGAAACCAGGAUCAACACCCCUAUAUCAGCUGCGAAGGUUGUGGUUAAGGCAGGCUUGGAGUCACCGGAGAGGUACUGGGGAACGUACAGGCCAGGAGUGUACUUUGGGACGAGAGCAAGGCACCCGACGUCCAUUGUCACGGGCCUCAUGUGGUUCGUGCCAGGACACUUCCAGAAUAACAUGCUGGCUGUUAGGCAUUGGUGCGACCAGGCUGAUGACUUGCCUAAAUACGGGUGGGAAGUGCAUGAUGGCAGGAAUGUUGGGAUUCAGAAGAUCAUAGACAAGAAUGUUAUCCUGCAGACGAGCUUCGUCAAGAGACUGGGGGGUCAGCAUGGGGGUGACUGGUCAGCAAGGAUCAGUGCAAUGCCGAAGACCAAGAGACAAGUUGGAGGACAGGCUUCGCUACUCUAUUAUGUAGCUUUAGACCCAGACGAUAAAGAGGCGAUGAUACAGCCCAUGAUCGGCACGAGUCAGUCCUUAGGCUCACUCAGGGGCAUCUCAGACUCCGUGGGGGGAUUCCGACUGCAUGUCCUCAAUGCCAGCGGCACCGUUGUUAACCACCAUUUGCUCAGUACAAAGCACAUGGGGCUUCAUAUGCUCAAGGAAACCGUUUACAAGGGGCUGAGGGUGUUCCAAGGCAAGAGUGAGAAGGACAAGUACAUUGGGCUGGCGGGUGAGAUGUUCAGCCAUGAGGACACCCUGCGGCAGCCCAACUUUGUAGUGUUUCAAGUCACGGGGGAGUUGCCCUUCGAGGUUGACAUAGUGUAUGAGAGUGAUAGUUUCCUCAGGAGGCCUGGUAUGCUCAUGGGAGAAGCAUUAUCAGAGCAACUCAGUCUGUACGAAAAGAAGUUUCACAGUGACUUUGAAGAGAAAUUCUCAAUGGAGGCAAAAGGAUUUGGUGAAGAGGAGAUUGGCUUUGCUAAGGCUGCUCUCAGCAACAUGAUUGGCGGCAUUGGGUACUUCUAUGGAGCCUCGAGGGUGCUGGGUGAACACAACAGUGACCCUGUCCCUUACUGGAAGGCUCCUCUCUACACAGCAGUGCCUUCCCGUAGCUUCUUCCCAAGAGGCUUCCUUUGGGAUGAAGGUUUCCACAAUCUGCUAAUUUCAAAAUGGGACCGGGAAAUCUCUCAGGACAUUCUGGGUCACUGGUUUGACCUCAUGAACUGGGACGGCUGGAUACCCCGGGAGCAGAUCCUGGGAGUUGAGGCAAGAGCAAGAGUCCCAGAUGAGUUUGUAGUUCAAAGAGGCAAGAAUGCAAAUCCCCCAACGCUGCUGCUUACGCUGCAUUCCAUGAUGGCUGGAUUCAAGAGAGAGUUGUCUGAUGACGACUAUGAAUAUCUGAGUCACCUGUGGCCCAGGUUGCGAGCUUGGUAUAACUGGUUCAACACCACACAGCUGGGUGAAUUGCCAGGGACGUACAGGUGGCGUGGACGAGAUCCCAAGACUAUGCGGGAGCUGAACCCCAAGACUUUAACCUCAGGGCUUGAUGACUACCCUCGUGCCUCUCACCCGACGGCAGAUGAGCGGCACUUGGAUCUCCGAUGCUGGAUGACACUGGCCUCAGGGCUCAUGGCUGACAUUGCUAGGCUCAUUGAGAAGGAUCCAACCCGCUUUGAUGAUGCUUAUAAGUACCUCUCAGACAACAAUGUGUUGGAUGCUCUACACUGGUCUUAUGCUGCCAAUGGGUACAUGGACUUUGGUCUCCACACAGAUGAUCUCGAGCUGAGGAAACUGGCGCCGAAUGCAGAAAUGAAGCGUGUGGUUCAUGGCGACCCCAAACUGAAAUUUGUUGAUUCCUUUGGAUAUGUCAGUUUCUUCCCACUAUUUCUGCAGAUUAUCGACCCAUAUUCUGCAAAGCUUGGAAAAGUGCUGGAAGACCUCAGGCGGCAGGACCUUCUCUGGACCCCAUAUGGCUUACGGUCUUUGGCCAAAAACUCGCCCAUCUACAACAAGAGGAACACGGAGCACGACCCUCCCUACUGGCGGGGGGCCAUUUGGAUCAACAUGAAUUAUCUGGCUGUCAGGGCACUGCAUCACUACAGCAAUGUGGACGGGCCACACCAGGAGCUGGCCAGAGAGAUUUAUGUGUCCCUGCGCGAGAACGUUGUCAAAAAUGUGGUGCGGGAAUACAAAAGAACGGGCUACAUCUGGGAGCACUACAAUGACAAGACAGGCAGAGGGGAGGGCUGUCGGCCAUUCACGGGAUGGUCAGCUCUUGUUGUACUUAUGAUGGGUGAGACUUUCUAAAAGUUUCUAAAAUUUUUUUGACACUUGUUAAAAACGACGUUUGUUGUUGCGCUUACAUAGGAGGUGGGCAUUUUUUCCUGUUACUACUUUUUACUACAGAAAAAUUAUUUUGUAAUGUUUUUUCUAUGUGGUUGAUAUAAUGGCUUCAUACAUGAAGCAAAACUGAAAAGAAAAUGUGGAAUGGCAGUUUGUACAAUACUGAAAAUUGUCAGAACUGUGUUGACUGUAUUUAUUUACUUAUUUAUUUUGUUAUUGUUAUUAUGUGGUAUUACUCAUUACCAGUGUACUAAUAACAAAUGAGAUUUAGCCUCGAUAAUUUUUCUUUUCACCUUUGUUAUUUUCUCUCAUCAUUUUUAAUAUUCACAUUUAUGAGGUCUUUUUUCUUGAAUUUUCUGUGCUAUUGUGUAGAUGAAGGGAGCACUUUCUUUGAGUCUGUAGUACUUCAUGGCUGUUUCUUUUUUAUAUAAAAUAAAAAUGUAUUCUUAU